Molecule: messenger RNA, 489 nt
Organism: Chrysochloris asiatica (Cape golden mole)
Lineage: Eukaryota; Metazoa; Chordata; Mammalia; Afrosoricida; Chrysochloridae
Product: trefoil factor 2-like
Exons: 4
Coding region: 1-489 (162 amino acids)
Biological process (GO): maintenance of gastrointestinal epithelium
Source: RefSeq, a predicted model, not a curated record
AUGGACGCCCGAGUGGUCUGGCUGCUGGCCCUGGUCCUGGCCUUGGGGGUUUCCAGCUCUGCUGGGGAGUUUGUCGGCCUGUCGGCGAACCAAUGUGCGGUGCCUGCCAAGGACAGGGUGGACUGCGGCUACCCCGAGGUCACCCCAGAGCAGUGCAACAACAGAGGCUGUUGCUUUGACUCCAGCAUCUCCCAGGUGCCGUGGUGCUUCAAGCCUCUCCAAGAAACAGGAGGCAGUUCUGGACCGGAGCUCUCCCCAGCCCCAGGCAUCGGGCCAUAUGUUGGGGUGACAGAUCACUAUUGGGGGCCAGUGUCCUUGCCUGCGCCAUGCUCUGCCCAGUUUGUGUCUGUGCCUGGCCAGCUUCUCAGAACUCCUGACUUCAUCUCCUUUUUGGAGGCUCCACCCCACCCAUCCUUGGCUGGCUCAUCCCCUACUGGUCUCAACACCAGAAUUUGGAUCUCGUUGGGUGGAUUUUUGCAUGGCAACUAG